UGUUUUAAUGAAGAAAAAAGUUUGCACCCGGAUCACAAAAUUGUUUCUUUCGGCCACAGGAUCCGGCGGUGACACUUCCGAUCAAGAAACGGGUUUGGAUGUACGCGAAGAAUAUGCACACGCGUUUCGAACAGAAUCAUACAAUGAAUUUUGGACACGUGUCCUUGCACUCUCAAAUGGAAACUCAACCACCAAGUGUAUUCCUAUUGAGUCCACCACAGCGGCUCGGCUCUCUUCGUAUCGUCUCUUUGCGGAGCAACUUUUGGAUCCGGAUCAACCCACUGUUACUCAUAUCCUUUCUUUGAAAAAGGCUCAUUCCCUUUUAACAAAUUAUUUCUCUCAAACUGCUGAGGCCUCUCUUUUAUGCAGUCUUUUAUUCAAAAAUAUAGAUAAUAUCCGAGAGAAAUAUCAAUGUUUUAAGACCGUUAUUCAAUCCCUUGAAAAUGCUCAUUUUUUGCCUUCAAAUAAUUUAUUGUGUAUAAUAACCCGAUUAACUGAAUUAUCCAACUUAUCAAACCCAUUAACCUCAUCCGCUCCAUCUCACUGUCGGGUUCGGAUCAUUCAAGCCGGGUGCUUGAAAUUACUCAAGCAAUUUGAAUCAAGUCGAGACAAGGCUCGAACCAAGCUACGCCUAAUCAACGCAUCAAAACAUGGCUCGGCUAUUUUCUUAGUGGCUUUAACAGCUUCAUUAACUGUGAUAGUGGCUUCACAUGCUCUCGCAUUACUAAUAGUUGCACCAAGCCUUAUAGCAGCUUCGGUUGAGCUGACUUCAACUAGAAGGUUGGCUCGAGUGUCGGCUCAACUUGAUGUAGCCGCCAAAGGGACUUAUAUAUUGAACAGGGAUCUAGAUACAAUAAGCCGGCUUGUGGUUCGGCUAAACGAUGAGCUAGAACACAUGCGUUCAAUGGUGAAGUUUUGGCUGGAGAGGGGAGAGGGUGGUCGACUACAGGCCAGUGGCGAAGUGGCGCGCCAGCUAAAGAAGAAUGAUGCCAGCUUUAGCCAGCAGCUUGAUGAUCUAGAGGAACAUUUGUACUUAUGUUUCAUGACCAUCAAUAGAUCCAGAAACCUCGUACUCAAAGAGAUUCUGGAUCCGAGUCAACCCAACUCGCAUCCAAGAAUUUAA
This is a messenger RNA of Pistacia vera, 1123 nucleotides long. RefSeq names its product UPF0496 protein At3g49070. The transcript is spliced from 2 exons. Bases 8 to 1123 code for a protein of 371 amino acids. Lineage: Eukaryota; Viridiplantae; Streptophyta; Magnoliopsida; Sapindales; Anacardiaceae. The record is from RefSeq and is a predicted model, not a curated record.